AUGCCUCCUCCUCUUCCAGACGAUUCGACACAUCUCAUUGAUCCUGUUUCUGAGCUGGAGCACAAACGGAAUCCUCGCACCAAUGCAGCAACUGGAGCAUCCGCGGCUGGUGUUCGGGCCUUGAGCGCUCAGUUUGUUUCGUUUUAUUUCCGAGCACCUGUCAAGGCUUUUUUUCGAACUCGAGUUGAUUACAUGGCUUUUGCAAAAGCUCUUAAUCCUCGUGCGGCAGAAGCCGGGUGGUCGUUACAUACAACUACUCCCGGCUUGCUUGUUCAUGCUGUCCGUACGUAUGGCUGGCGUUUCAUUCCAGAUCAAGUCAUACCUCCACUCCUAGCAAAUGCAGGCGUUGGCGCCGUGCUUUACACAUCUUAUCUCCAUGUUCUUGGUCUUCUCCACGAGCCCGUUUCCCAAGGCCUCAAACGCGUCUAUCCUCCUGCCCCUCCCUCUAAUACAUUCAUGGCUGGAUUUGCGGCCGGUACACUCCAAUCAAUGGUCGCUGCUCCUUUGGAUGCGCUUCAGGUUCGUCUUCAAGCAAAUGAUAUUAUCGAGGGCCAGUACCGAAGCAUGUGGCAUUAUGGGAAAUACAAGUUGAACCAAAUCGGCGUACGUGGUAUUUUCGCGGGCUGGAGUCUUUCCUUCUUACGAGAUGCCUUUGGAUAUGCAAUUUUCUUUUCUUCCUUUGAAUACAUCAAGGCACAGUCAUAUUACUCAUUUGUCACUGCAUAUUAUGGAUCUCUGGGGGCAUACCAGGUGGACAAAUUGCGAUUGUUCGACUCCAGUGACCGCGGGGUGCCACUAAUAAAACCCCACUAUGCCCUUGAGCCAUGCUUUUUGAUGCUCGCGGGGAUUGUGGCAUCGGUUGCCCAACAGACGAUACAGCAUCCGCUGAGUAUCAUCCAAAACCUCCACUUUGGACGGCUUGAAUAUCUCGAUAAACAGGCGAGUCUUGCCCCUUCAAGGCAACAAAUGUUGCGCUUCUACUAUCAUGCAUACCAGGAAACAUUCAAGCGAUGCAGAAAGAAGGCCGUGCGCGUUGGAGGGUGGUAUCGAUGGUUGUUUCGUGGGUUUGUAAAAGAUUCCGUUCGCCAGGUACCUAGCACCAGCGCUGCGCUGGUCAUAUUCGAAUUGGUGCGUCGUAAAUACGCUAAUCUGGCGGACGCUGUAUAUAUCCAAAAGGACGGGUAUGAUAUUCUUCUAGCCUAG
Molecule: messenger RNA, 1203 nt
Organism: Aspergillus ruber CBS 135680
Lineage: Eukaryota; Fungi; Ascomycota; Eurotiomycetes; Eurotiales; Aspergillaceae
Product: putative mitochondrial carrier protein
Exons: 4
Coding region: 1-1203 (400 amino acids)
Biological process (GO): mitochondrial L-ornithine transmembrane transport
Molecular function (GO): L-ornithine transmembrane transporter activity
Source: RefSeq, a predicted model, not a curated record